GGGUCGCGAGAAGUUUUACCCCCUUUAAAGAUGGUGGCGAUCAUUACAGCCGAUUAGACAGCUGCCUUCCCGGCGGAGGCCUCUCAGUUGGCAACCUUUGCCCGGAUCCAAAAUGGCGCCACUUCCAAACCACUUCCCCUCUCGUCUCCGCCAAGCGGGUCCACAUUUUCCCGGACCUCACUUCCGCUUGUGCAGCAGCCAUUUUGUCUUUCCGUUGAUCCUGCUGCCCGAGCUUCUUCCUCCCACCCGUCGCCGCGGACUGCGAAACUCCAGUUCCACCCCCGAGGGCCCGACUCCCUCCUGCUUCGGGUCUUUCCCUCACCCGCCCCCCGCCUUUCCUCUUCGUCUUCCUAUUUGUGUCUCCCCCUCCCCCUCCUCCGGUCAGGUUCGCGGUCUAAUACCUGUCACAGGAGGGCCCCUCCCCACUUCACCUGCCCCCAAGCAAAGCUCUCCCACCCGGGGACUCACCUGCGAGGGGCCGCAAAUGCGCGGCGCCCCCGCCCCCCCGCUAGCAGCACCCCUCUUCCCGGACGGCCCAGCCGCCCCUGCCCGCCUGCCAUGUCGAGCGAGGAGAGCUACCUGGCCAUCCUGCGCUACCUGACCAACGAGCGCGAGCCCUACGCGCCGGGCACCGAAGGCAACGCCAAGCGCAAGAUCCGCAAGGCCGCCGCCUGCUACGUCGUGCGCGGUGGCACCCUCUACUACCAGCGCCGGCAGCGGGACCAGCAGCGCUUCGCCGAGCUCGAGGUGGUGCUGCAGGCCGAGCGCCGCGCCCGACUCAUCCGGGCGGCGCACCUGGAGGCCGACGGCACCCACCGCACCCGCCUGCAGACAUGGCAACGCCUCUCCCGGCGCUACUGGUGGCGAGGUAUUCUAAAGCAAGUUAAGGAUUACAUAAAAGAAUGUAGUAAGUGCCAGGAAAAAUUAGAUCGUUCCAGAUCCUUGUCAGAUCCUUCUGAAAUGCUGGAAGAGCUUGGAUUAGAAACAGUAUUGCCUGAAGACAGUAAUGAAACAGAUGAGGAAUUAAAUAACUCUGCGUCACUGCCUGCUGCGUCACCAAAACCUGUGAAAAAGAAGCCAAUAGCCAAACAUGAGCUUGUAUUUGUUGAUAGUAAAGGUCUUGUGAAACAGUCUUCUUCAAAACAUUCUCUGUCGGUCUUGAAUCAGCUGAAUCAACAGCGGCUUUCCAAUCAAUUCUGUGAUGUUACUUUGCUCAUUGAAGGAGAAGUAUUCAAAGCACACAAGUCUGUUUUGGCAGCUAAUAGUGAGUACUUCAGAGAACUCUUUAUCGAAAAGGGAGCUGUUUCCAGUCAUGAAGCUGUAGUGGAUCUUUCAGGGUUUUGCAAGGCCAGUUUCCUGCCUUUACUGGAAUUUGCUUAUACCUCAGAGUUGACUUUUGAUUUCUGUAACAUGGCAGAAGUAGCUGUGCUGGCUCGACAUCUCUUCAUGACAGAAGUCCUAGAAAUAUGUGAAAAUGUGCACAAGCAAAUGGAAGACAAACAAAUCACGGUGUAUCAGAAAGGGGACGUUCAAGUAGUCGAGGUAGCUCAGAAUCUUCUAGAGGAGACUGAAAAUGGGGCAAACCCUGCAGAUGAAAAUGGGGCAAACCCUGCAAAUGGGGAUGAGCAGCCUUCAACCACAGAAGAUGCAGUCACGACUAUGAAUGGAGCAUGUUCAAGCACUGAAAUGGAAGAGGUGGCUGUGUCGGAGGCUGCCCUGCAAACUGCACCAGAACCUCCCGUGGAGAUCCCUCCAGAGCCUACAGUGCAUUCUGCUGAUAAAGAAGCAGUUGAAAGUAAUGCAAAACCCCCAGCAGAGGAAUGUACCCCAGAUCAGAGCGUAUCUGUGGAGCAGACCGAGCUUUCGGUAGAGCCGCCUGAGCCUUCACAGCAAGAAGUCAUCACCACUCAGGCAGAAAGUGAAGCUGAUAAAAAUGUAAGCAGUGAACAGAACAUAAGCAGUGAAGCGACUGCAGGUGCUGCUGGUGCUGCUGAAGAUGUCCAGGAAGGCCUUAAGCGAAAACGUGGGAGGCCAUGUAAAACACAGAGCAUUUCACUGUCACAGUCAGAGACCACCGUUUCCAGUCUGGACGACACUUACAAAAGCAAGCUUCGCCAAAGGUCUGUUAGUGAAGGUGGCUAUAUCAAAUUGCACAAGGGCAUUGAGAAGAAACUGCAGAAUAGAAAGCCAGCUGCCAAAUCAGCCAUUCAGCAGGUUGCUAUGAAGCUAGUGCAAAGAGGCAAAAAGAUGAAGCAGCCCAAGAGAGAGACUACAGAGCACAGUGAGGCAGAAGCACAGCACAAAUGCAAUGAGUGCGGAAUGAUUUUUCAGAGACGUUAUGCCCUUAUAAUGCACACAUUGAAACAUGAAAGGACGAAAAAUUAUAAAUGUCCGCUAUGCAAGAAAGAGUUCCAGUAUGGCGCAUCAUUACGAGCUCACCUUGUUCGUCACACCCGAAAAAACGAAGUGACUGUUGCAGCUGCUAGUAUUGAAGAGAGUGGCACAGCUGCAAAGGGCAGAACUAAACGGGAGUUUAUAUGUGAUAUAUGUGGAAGAAGUUUACCUAAACUCUAUUCAUUGAGAAUUCAUAUGCUGAAACAUACAGGUGUAAAGCCACAUGCAUGUAAGAUUUGUGGUAAGUCAUUCACUUACAAGCAUGGUUUAAAGAUGCACCUUGCACUUCAUGAGGCACAGAAACAGUUUAAAUGUGAAUUGUGUGAUAAGUCUUUUGUCACAAAACGAAGCCUUCAGGAGCAUGUGAGCAUUCACACAGGAGAAUCAAAAUACUUUUGUUCACACUGUGGAAAAUCUUUCCAUAGAGCUUCGGGACUUAGUAAGCAUAUAAAGAAGCACCAGCCAAAACCCGAAAUUCGUGGAUAUCAGUGUACUCAAUGUGAGAAAAGUUUCUAUGAACCUCGGGAUCUCCGGCAACAUAUGAAUAAGCAUCUUGGGGUGAAACCAUUCCAGUGCCAAUUUUGUGGGAAGUGCUACAGUUGGAAGAAAGAUUGGUAUUCUCAUGUGAAAUCCCAUUCUGUUACAGAUCCUUACAGGUGCAAUGUGUGUGGCAAAGAAUUCUAUGAGAAAGCUUUGUACAGAAGGCAUGUCAAAAAAGCUACUCAUGGGAAGAAAGGGAGAGCAAAACAAAACUUGGAACGGAUUUGUGAACAUUGUGGGAGGAAAUUCACUCAGCUUCGGGAGUACAGAAGACACAUGAAUAACCAUGAGGGAGUUAAGCCCUUUGAAUGUCUAACUUGUGGAGUGGCCUGGGCUGAUGCACGUUCCUUAAAGCGCCAUGUGAGAUCUCAUACUGGAGAGCGGCCUUAUGUUUGUCCAGUGUGCAACGAAGCCUAUAUAGAUGCCCGUACCUUAAGGAAGCAUAUGACCAAAUUCCACCGUGAUUAUGUACCUUGUAAAAUUAUGCUGGAAAAGGACACACUUCAGUUUCAUAAUCAGGGGACACAAGUAGAACAUGCCAUCAGUAUUUUAACGUCUGAUGCAGCAGAACAAGAAACAGAGAUGUGCGGUGAAGAAAUUGAGACAGUUGUAGUAACUGAAGAAACUCUUGAAGCUGUUGCAGCUACCGAAGAGUGUACAACAGUUUCUACUCUUUCUGACCAAAGUAUCAUGCAGGUAGUCAAUUAUGUAUUGGCACAACAGCAAGGACAGAAAAUGGCUGAGGUUACAGAAGCUAUUCAGACUGUAGAAGUAGAGGUAGAACAUGUUUCUGAUCAGGACUGAACAUACAUGCUGUUUAAUGCAGAAGAUGACCUGGAUGGAACUGCAUGCAGUUAUCAAAUUAUUAAUAAGAAUGGUUGGACUUGUAUAGUAAAGCAGUAGUUCCAGAGCCAUGUUCUGAAUUUCUUGGCUGAGCAAUACCAACUGGUGUAAUUAAAAUUGGAGACCUGCAGCAUAAACCAUGGGCUUGUACUAAGAUUACAGCAUCCACUAAUUGUAAUCACUUCAUUAAAAAAGUAAUCUAAAAAUAAAAUCUUCUAUGUGAUGGUGGUAGAUAUGCUGUAUUCUUUUUUGACUGGAGUUUUUUAAAAAUACAGCCAUUUUGUUAAUUGGAGUAAUUCAUUAUACCAAAGAGUUGUGCCAAGUUAUUUUAAAAUUCAAAGAUGAUAGCCAUUCUUACUCAUAAGGCACACUGAAGACCAGGAUGGGGCUGUGCUUUUAAAGCUAAUUAUAAAUCAUCUGUUGAUUCAGGCGAAUAUUGUGGUCAUAGGUGUGACUGUGUAAGGUAGGCAGUCUGACAUGUUUAUUUGUUCAUAUCUCUGCAAAGCUUUUUUUGUACUAAAGCCUAACAUACACAGAUGGUGUAAAGCUACAAUUUUCUGUGGAAAUUAAGUUGUAAUCAAGUAUGAUCUUUGCAAAGUGUGCUAAGUGGGAGGCAGUCUCACAGGGAAACUACUAUAAAUGAAUGUAUAAAUUCCUGCACUUCCCUUUUUGUUGUCUUUUGCAUAAUUUAAGUUCUUGAGAUAAGUAGAACAUGUUUGUACAUUAUUUAUAGUAACCUUUGUGGAAUUAUGCUGUAUUUAAAGAAAUAUAAAUCAACAAGAACUAAAGAAUAAGAGCAGUAUUGUAUAUGUGAAAACAUUUUUCAACAGUAAGAAUUUGGGCUCACAUGGUUGUCCGUUGUUAUGUAAUAUGCAAUCAUGACAGACUUAGGGGUCCAAAACAUAAUUUAUUUUUGGGAAAACAAGGGUAUAAGAUACAAAAAUAAAUACUAAUAUUCCAAUUGACUGGUCCUUUAUCAAAACAGAAGACUGCAUCUAUAAAUAUAUAUGAACUACUCCCCUAAAAUUAGUUGAAGCCAACUACUACAUAUUUUAGUGAUAAGAACUUAUACCUUUUAAAAAAGGAAUUCUCCAUUGUUUUGAGUUGAGCUGUUUAGAACAAACUGACUGAACCAACACUUUGAAGCCUCUU
Messenger RNA from Eublepharis macularius, 4929 nucleotides. RefSeq names its product zinc finger and BTB domain containing 11 (gene ZBTB11). The transcript has 11 exons. Gene Ontology annotation, molecular function: DNA-binding transcription factor activity, RNA polymerase II-specific; RNA polymerase II cis-regulatory region sequence-specific DNA binding; protein binding. Gene Ontology annotation, cellular component: nucleus. The coding region runs from base 559 to 3738 and encodes 1059 amino acids. Gene Ontology annotation, biological process: regulation of transcription by RNA polymerase II. The record is from RefSeq and is a predicted model, not a curated record. Lineage: Eukaryota; Metazoa; Chordata; Lepidosauria; Squamata; Eublepharidae.